CAACUCCCAGGUUCAACCUCCUUCGUGGUGGGGUUGAACUGGACGUUUAUACUCUUAUACAUACAUAACCCUGGUCUUGGCUUCACAAUUCAGCAUUGCCAUCUACGUACAUACCGCCGUAGUUCAACUCACCACAGCUCCGCUGAUCGGAUCAGAAUCUUUAUCAGAUCUUUUUGAUCAAGAAAGACAGGGAGGUCCCUGGCAGAUCAUGGCAUGGUACCGCCGGCCAGCUGCAAGGGGCCAAGAACUUGUUGGAAACGAGCCUUUUUCAUGCCACCUCUGCUGCUCUGGUGCUCUGCCACGAGAACAAUGGUAAGUGAUCAGCCAAAACAAUGAUUCCGUGGUGAUCUUUGUUGGGCUCCAAGUCGAGGCGGUGGCGGCCCGCGUAGCUCUCUCGAACAAGUCUAAGUGCAUGCGAGGCAAAUCAACGGCUCAGGAACCGUUGCCCCGCGGGGAGUCUUUCUCCAAUUAAAAUAUGGUGGGGAGUGGGAAGGGGGUCGAAGGGGGGUCCAGUUAGGCGGUGUGAUCCAUCUCAUCAGUUCGCUGGGGAAUUUCAUAAAACAAAGCUUCCUCCCCCUCCCCAUCACCGCCCCUCCUUUCUCGAAAUUCUCCGAAUUCUUCAGUUUUCCUAAUCCCGAACACAGUCCUUCAAGAUGGCCGGCCUUCCUCCUGUUUACAUUGUCAGCGCUGCGCGCACUCCCCUAGGGAGCUUCCUCGGCUCUCUCUCGAGCCUCACUGCUAUUCAGCUUGGUUCCCAUGCCAUCAAGUCUGCGGUUGAGCGUGUGCCCGAGAUCAAGCCUGAGGAUGUGGAGGAGGUCUUCUUUGGCAAUGUCCUCUCUGCCAACCUCGGCCAAGCCCCAGCCCGCCAGUGCGCCAUCGGCGGUGGCCUCUCCGAAUCCGUCCCCUGCACAACCAUCAACAAGGUCUGCGCCUCCGGACUGAAGGCCAUCAUUCUCGGUGCCCAGACCAUCAUCACCGGCAACGCCGACAUCGUCGUCGCCGGCGGCACCGAGUCCAUGUCCAACACCCCCCACUACCUCCCCAACCUACGCACCGGCACCAAGUACGGCGACGCCGGCCUCGUCGACGGCGUACAAAAGGACGGCCUCCGCGACGCCUACGGCAAGCAGGAGCUCAUGGGCAUGCAGGGCGAGCUCUGCAGCCAGGAACACAACCUCUCCCGCGAGGCCCAGGACGAGUACGCCAUCAAGACGUACCAAAAGGCCCAGGCCGCCACCGAGGCCGGUCUCUUCACCGAGAUCGCCCCCAUCGAGGUCCCCGGCGGCCGUGGCAAGCCCGCCAUCAAGAUUGACCGUGACGAGGAGGUCAAGAACCUCAACAUUGAGAAGCUCAAGACUGUUCGUCCGGUCUUUAUUCCCAACGGCGGCACUGUCACCGCCGCCAACGCUGCUCCCAUCAACGACGGCGCCGCCGCUGUUGUGCUUGUCUCUGAGCGCAAGCUCAAGGAGCUCGGCAUCAAGCCCCUUGCCAAGAUCCUUGGUUGGGGCGAUGCCGCUCGCGACCCUGCCCGCUUCACCAUUGCCCCUGCGCUUGCUAUCCCCAAGGCUAUCAAGCAUGCUGGCAUUACUGCUGAUGAUGUCGACUACUAUGAGAUCAACGAGGCUUUCUCCGUUGUUGCCCUCGCCAACAUCCAGCUUCUUGGUCUUGACGCCGAAAAGGUCAAUGUCUUUGGUGGCUCCGUCGCUAUCGGCCAUCCUUUGGGCGCUUCUGGUGCUCGUAUUGUCACCACUCUCACCUCAGUCCUGAGGGAGAAGAAGGGCAAGAUUGGUGUUGCUGGUAUCUGCAACGGUGGUGGCGGUGCUUCGGCUUUGGUUAUUGAGAAUCUGCAGUGAGUGAUGAAACCUUGGCUUUGAAGAGAAAGUGUGAAUGUCUUUAUGGCUGGUUUGGGUCAUUUGGCAUAGGGAAAGGAAGGGGGUGUCACGGCGUUUAAUAGCUCAGGCGGGGCUGCGAAUACACAAAACACAUUUAAUAAGGGAUAUGAUCUGAUUGAAAAUGGUUGUGUUUUUCCUUCGGGGUUUUAGAUCGGUAGCUUCUUCUUCUUCGUCGUCGUCGUCCUCAGUUGAGCAGCCUAUCGCCAGGCCUAGCCUUUAAUUUCUCGGCUCUUUAGCAGAGAGAGAAAGAGAGAGAGAGUGAGAGUCGAAUAAUACAAAUCGUCGCUUCCAAA
Molecule: messenger RNA, 2185 nt
Organism: Podospora pseudocomata
Lineage: Eukaryota; Fungi; Ascomycota; Sordariomycetes; Sordariales; Podosporaceae
Gene: ERG10
Product: erg10, acetyl-CoA C-acetyltransferase
Exons: 4
Coding region: 654-1853 (399 amino acids)
Biological process (GO): ergosterol biosynthetic process; fatty acid beta-oxidation
Cellular component (GO): mitochondrion
Molecular function (GO): acetyl-CoA C-acetyltransferase activity
Source: RefSeq, a predicted model, not a curated record